AUUUUUUAAAAGCAAAAUGGCGGCGCCUAGAUUGUUUAGAUCUCUGGUGCGGAGUGAAACCCAAUUUACUAGUUGUUGUUUCACAAGAAAUAUUUCAUCUAACAAUGAUUCUAGGAUGACAAUGGUACAAGCAAGGGCAAUGUUAAUGGAAAUGGUUGGUUUAAAUGCUGAAUUUUCAAGUAGUAAAGAAGGAAUCGCUGAGGACUCCAUAUUUAAGAAUAUACCUAAAAAACAAGAUGGUCUACCAGUGAAGAGUUUACAAGAUAGUUAUCGUGAGGUCUAUAUACCACUUGGCACUGAUAUCUCUCUCCGCAGUAAAUACACCAACUUUUAUAAAGGAAUCAGAUUUGGCAGACUGUUAGAAGAUUUGGAUACAUUUGCUGGUGUUAUAUGUUAUACUCACAACAGAAGAGGUGAAGGUCUGAAAUCACCAUUAAGUACUGUGACAGCCUUGGUGGAUAGAAUAGAGUUAGGAGAUCAAAAAAUAACAGCUUUAUCUGAUAUUAAAUUAACUGGUAAUGUAACAUGGGUUGGUACAUCUUCAAUGGAAGUUACAAUGGCAGUUCAACAGAUUGUAAAUGAUGAAUGGCAGAAGCUGAUGAAUGCCCGCUUUCUUAUGGUAGCUAGGAACCCACUCACGGGAAGUUCUGCUGCAGUCAAUCCUCUAAAACCGAAUACUCCAGAAGAAGAGGCAAUAUUUCAAGCUGGUGAAAGAAAUAAGAUCAUCAGACAAAGAGAUGCUCAGAUAUCAUUAUUAAAAACACCACCAAAUGAAGAGGAAACAUUACUAAUUCAUAAUCAAUUUCAACAAACCAUAGAUCUCAAAUCUUCAACGUUUAGGAUUAGAGUCAAACCUGAAAACAGUGUGUGGAUGGAAAGUACUAUAUUAAAAAACCUGUUUAUUUGCCACCCAGAGAAUAGAAACCUAUAUAACAAGAUAUUUGGAGGUUAUAUAAUGAGAAUAGCAUUUGAAUUGGCCUGGGCUAAUGCUGCUCUAUAUAGUAAAUCAAGACCAUUGGUAAGGAUUGUGGAUGAUAUAGCUUUUAGAAAACCUGUAGAAAUUGGAUCACUCUUAUUUCUUUCUUCACAGGUUGUUUACACAGAACAGUCAAAAAUGCAGGUCAAAGUUCAUGCUGAAGUUGUAGUUCCUGAAUCUGGUUCAAGAGAAACUACAAAUGACUUUCACUUUACAUUUGACAGUAAAUGUGAUGACUUGCCACAAGUUAUACCUAAAACAUAUGCUGAGUCUAUGUUAUAUUUAGAUGGUAAAAGACAUUAUGAAAGUUAAUAUAUAUUUAAAGACAUAACUUAUUGACAAUGGACCACUUGGAAUUUAAAAAUUAAGUAAAUCUUUUGGAACUCUGACAUUUCAAGCAAAGUUAUUAAUGUACAUCCUGGUCUGAUUCUAACCAUUAACAAGAGCAGUCUAUUUUUUCCUGAGGUAGGAUAAGUAGUAUAUGGCUGUAUCAACCAGAUGUAAAUUUUUUUCUUAAAUACUCAUUCUACCUGAAAGGGAUAGAGAUUGUUUGUGUUUUGAAUCAUACCCCAUGCAUAAAUAUCUUUGCUUGACAAUUCGUGUUUAUUUGGUUUUAUUCAAAACUGGUGUUGGAAAUAUGAAAGCAAGUAACAAGAUUCUGGUAUGUGUGUCAUGUAAGACACCUUGCACCAUAUUUUUAUUAUUUACCAAUACUCAUCUGUUACUAUUUUAUAGUGCCAUAUCUCCAAGAAAUUUUGUAUUUCUUUCAUUCCAUUGUUUGCAAUACAUGUUUAACUCCAUCCAUUCUUCCGGACCAAAUUGACCAAUAGUUUUGUCUUUUAUAGUGCCAAAUCAAAUAUAUAAGGUAUCAAUAUAUUCCUAUGAUAUUUUUGUUGUAUUAAGGGAGGGCAGUGCUUAACUGUGGUAUAACAAGUUUAAAUUGAAGUUAUAGCAUGUUUUAUGCUCUGUGUUUAAAUUUGUUUACAUAAUUAUGUUACUUAUGAGCAUUAGAAGGAUUUCAAGUUCUCAUAACUGUUGUUAUAAAGUUAAAUUUGUUGCAUUUUGUUGUUAUAUUAUUGAUGAAGAUUAUCCUCGAAAAACAACUACAUGAAAAGGAGUCUUAAUAUUUUCUUUCCCAUCUUAAAAAGUUCAGUUUUAGCUAUUACGCACCUUUCAGAACUAAAAUUCAUUGUUUUGGUAAGAAAAUAUUUAAACUUCUAUUACACCCUUGCAGGAUAUUCAUUGAUUAUAUUUUUGACCAAAUUAUUUUAUACAUAUUGUAUAUAGUUCAUAUUUUAUCACAUUAAAUAUUUAUUUGAACACGA
Messenger RNA from Lottia gigantea (owl limpet), 2301 nucleotides. RefSeq lists its product as hypothetical. Bases 17 to 1288 code for a protein of 423 amino acids. Lineage: Eukaryota; Metazoa; Mollusca; Gastropoda; Lottiidae. Gene Ontology annotation, molecular function: fatty acyl-CoA hydrolase activity. The record is from RefSeq and is a predicted model, not a curated record. Gene Ontology annotation, biological process: acyl-CoA metabolic process. The transcript is spliced from 14 exons. Gene Ontology annotation, cellular component: mitochondrion.